AUGGGCGCAAAGCACGCCGGGAGGAAGGUCAAGCGGGCCAUUGUGGUUAAUAGCGGACGCGGGCCGCUGUGGCGCAAGGCACGCCGGGAGGAGUGGCCGGAAGUGGGGAAGGGGGGGGAAUUCAUGGGGCCGUCGGAGGAACCGAGGGGCUGCAGCAUCUCCCCCCCCACCACGGCGCCCCCUGGCGGCGGGGAGGACCCGGGUGGGGGGGGUCCUGAAGGGGGGGUUCCUGAAGAGGGGGGUUCAAGGGGGGGUCCCCCCCUGUACCACGAGCGGCAGCGGCUGCAGCUGUGCGGGCUGCACGCACUCAACAACCUCCUGCAGUGGCGCUGCUUCACCCGGAGGGAGGCCGAGGAUGUCUGCAAACGGCUGGCCCCCGGCGCGUGGCUGAACCCGCACCGCAGCCUCCUGGGGAACUACGACGUGAACGUGCUGAUGGCGGCGCUGCAGGGGCAGGGGCUGGCCCUCAUCUGGUGGGAUAAGAGGAGGCCCCUGGAGCUCCUGGUGCUCCCCAACAUCUUCGGCUUCAUCCUCAACGUCCCCGCGGGGCCUCUCCUGGGCCUGAUCCCGAUCCCGAUCCCGAUCCCGGUCCCGAUCCCGCUCCGGCGCCAGCACUGGCUCUCCCUGCGCUGCUUCCAAGGGGUUUAUUACAACCUGGACUCCAAGCUCCCGCAGCCUGCGCCCAUUGGGGGUGAGGAGGAGCUCAGGGCUUUCCUGCGGGAUUUCCUCUCCCGAGGCCUCUCCGAGCUCUUCCUCGUGGUUCCCGGGGACGUGGAGGAGGCCGGGGCCUGGCUCAGGCCCCAGGAAGGGGAUUGA
Messenger RNA from Neopsephotus bourkii (Bourke's parrot), 816 nucleotides. Its product is annotated as josephin-2-like. The record is from RefSeq and is a predicted model, not a curated record. Gene Ontology annotation, molecular function: cysteine-type deubiquitinase activity. Lineage: Eukaryota; Metazoa; Chordata; Aves; Psittaciformes; Psittacidae. The transcript has 5 exons. Bases 1 to 816 code for a protein of 271 amino acids. Gene Ontology annotation, biological process: protein deubiquitination.